Molecule: messenger RNA, 606 nt
Organism: Notodromas monacha
Lineage: Eukaryota; Metazoa; Arthropoda; Ostracoda; Podocopida; Cyprididae
Source: the annotation of a GenBank genome assembly
AUGAUUGUGUGGGUUCCAGGGUUGAAAGAGGGUUACGCUGGUGUUGGAGUCAUGACGAAGCAGAAACCCUUGAAGAAGUCCUUUGGAAUCGGUGUACCGAAAUUCGACGCCGAUGGACGAGUGAUCACCUUGGAAUACGAAUCCUUUUACCUCGUCAAUGUUUAUGUGCCAAAUUCUGGAAGAGGGCUAGUGAACUUGGAAGCUCGCCAAGAAUGGGACGUGAAGUUCAGGGAAUAUUUGCAGGAUCUGGACUCAAAGAAGCCGGUUAUUAUUGCUGGGGACAUGAACGUGUCGCACCUCGAAAUCGAUCUUGCCAAUCCCAAGUCCAACAAAAAAAACGCUGGUUUCACUCAAGAAGAAAGAGACGGUUUCAGCACUCUUCUAGAAACUGGUUUCCUGGACACAUUCCGCCAGUUUUACCCUGGAAAAACUGGAGCUUACACCUUCUGGACUUACAUGGGCAAUGCGAGGGGAAAAAAUGUUGGCUGGAGACUGGACUACUUCAUUGUGUCCAAGAGAUUCAUGGAUCAAGUGUGUGACAACAGGAUUUUGGCUGAUGUCUUGGGCAGUGAUCAUUGUCCGAUUGCAUUGGAUAUUAAGUUGUAA